Molecule: messenger RNA, 2033 nt
Organism: Cucumis sativus (cucumber)
Lineage: Eukaryota; Viridiplantae; Streptophyta; Magnoliopsida; Cucurbitales; Cucurbitaceae
Product: plant UBX domain-containing protein 11
Exons: 10
Coding region: 161-1741 (526 amino acids)
Molecular function (GO): protein binding
Source: RefSeq, a predicted model, not a curated record
AUAAUUAAAAAAAAUAAAAGAAUGUGAACAUUGUGGCAAUCGCUAGUUUUCUUCAUCCAAAGUGCAGUCGCUGUGCUCGCGACUGCGCAUCGGUUGCUAAUUGCCAAUCAGCCCAUCAUUUCGAACUUUCUCAGUCCACUAUUCACUGAAUUUUGUUCAGAUGGAGCAGUCUAUAUCAUCGCUGGCAUUCAAGGGUUCCAUAGCUGAAGCAAUUGUCGAAUCCAAAAAUCAAAGGAAACUAUUUUUGGUUUAUAUUUCUGGUGAUGAUGCUGAAUCAAGUAGAUUGGAAAGUUCAACAUGGACAAGUUCAAAGGUGGCUGAGUCAGUGUCAAAAUACUGUGUUUUAUUGCAUAUUCCUGCUGGAAGUAUGGAUGCUGCACAGUUUUCAUCAAUAUACCCACAGAAAUCUGUACCAUGUAUUACAGCUGUUGGAUACAAUGGUAUACAACUUUGGCUAAAUGAGGGCUUCAUUGGUGCUGAGGUUUUGGCUUCCAAUUUAGAGAAGGCAUGGCUGGGUCUUCAUAUCCAGGAAACAACAGCAUCUGUUUUGACGGCGGCCCUUGCUUCAAAGAAGUCUGAGGCAUCGACUUCAAGACCCUCUGAUUUACGGAGUUCCUCUUUGGCAUCUGUUUCUCCUUCGGAUCAUCAUAUUGGUUCCUUAGAGACAAAUCUGGGUGUCAAUAGUGGUAUAGUAGAGGAAGAGAAAGGACCCGAAAAAUUAGUCAAGCAGGAAGACAGCAAAGCAGACAUUAAGGAGUCCAAUGUACAUCAUUCUCUGAGUGUUGAGAUUCAGAAUAAUGAUGAAUCAUCCCCUGAGCCCUCUGGGAAAGACAAAAGUUCAUUGGCACAUCCUCAAGACCAGCAAAGCUGUUCCCCUGAAAAUACCUCCAAAAUUGUGAAUGACUCUUAUACCACUCCAAAUCUUAUAGAAUCCAGUCAAUCAGGAGCUCCACAACCAAUUUCUUUAGAAGCCAAGGAAGACGUCCGAGAAAAUAAGGAAAUUGUUGAUGACAAUAAUGCUAUAGAAAAUGAUAGUGCCCGCAAGGACUACGCGUCAAAUGAUGUUCAUUUAAACAUUCGUCUGCUGAAUGGUAUUAACCUACAGGAAAAGUUUUCCAAGACAAGUACCUUGAGGAUGAUCAAGGACUACGUGGAUAACAGCCAACCAAGUACCUUUGGACCUUAUGAUUUAGCCAUCCCAUAUCCUCGCAAGGUUUUCACAGAUCAAGAUUUGGGUAAAUCAUUAUCAGACCUGGGCCUACAUAACAGACAAGCAUUGAUAAUGGUUCGACAUCAAGGAGUUCGUUCUGAUUUAAGAGGAGCAUCAUCCUCCUCUGAUGAAAGAAAAUUUUCAGCCAAUGGUGUUUCUUCAGAUGAAAAUAGUGAUGGGUAUUUUGCAUUCGUUAAAAGGAUUUUAUCUUAUGUGAAUCCAUUCUCUUAUCUUGGGGUAGGGGCGAGCACAGCAAGUUCCAGACAUGAAACUCAGGGAGACGCACGACAAUAUAGUAAUAACUCUUUGGAAGCAGAGGACCACUAUGUCCGCAAACCAAACCAAGGAACUGCAAUGGUGGGUGGAAACAAUACUCGAGGCAAGCAACCAUCUUCUUCAUCUAGAUUUGGAGCAAAUAUUCAUAGCAUUCAUACAUUAAAACAUGACGACGACGAAGAACGAUUCAAAAGUAGGAAUUCCUUUUGGAAUGGUAACUCUACAGAGUAUGGUGGUGACAAUGAUAGCAAAUGACAAUGAUCAAAGACCAGAUUGUCCGAUGAGAAACUUAAAUGCUUUACUUUUAUACAAUAUGAUCUGAAACUUAUAGCUGAUUAUAAUGGCACUGUAUAUAUCUUAAAUUAAAUAAGUCUAUAUUUGGAUGUAAUCUCUACUCUUUUAGAAAGAGAGGAGAAGUAUAGCCUCAAGUUUGGACUAGAAUUAUAUUUGAUCUAAAGUUUCAAAAUCUAACCACCUUGUAUCUAAGCUUUGAAAGAUGACACUCAAUAGUCUCUUUGUCUAAAUCACUUUUCCUCUUGCUGCAUUA